AUGAUGACUGGAUCAGGUAUUAUUGUCGCUGUCCGGCUCAAUGACGACUCCUUGCGUUACCUGGCGGACGAAGGUGCUGGAGGUUUCAUGAUUAAGCUUGCGAAAAAGGCAGAUGAAGGAGUGGUUUCUCGGGCGGCACUCGCGCAGGCUUGCUUGGUGCCUCUUCAGCAAGAAGAAGAAAAACAGUAUAUCGACGGAUGGAUUGAAAACCUUGUAGAUACGGUGUCUGGCAACGUCCCCGUCGCUCAAGAAUUCAGCAGUGCCUCCUUGUGUUUAAUGAGCGCCGACACUUCACGGCAGUCCCGUCUUUUCCAGAAGACAGGCACUGGUCCUGUUCUCCACAUCUUCAACCCUCAUACGGCACCAGAGGCCCUUCUGUGGGAAGCAGCCACCGUCGCCAAUCUCGCGAAGAACCCAACCAACUUUCCAGAGUUCCUCCGAGAGGAGACUCUGGACACUUUACACGAAAUGUCGAACUCGGUUUGGAAUGAAGUCAGGCUCAAUGCGGCGUGGACGUUCGUGUUCCUCUCGCUUCAUAAGGCUUUCCAUAAACAGGCCAUCGGCCGUUGGGCCGCUUGGGUCCGUGACGUCUUGACAAUCGGAGUCUGCUCGGAGGACGGAAUCACUAAUAGUAUUAUCGAACUCUUCUUUGCAAACAUCACUGGGAAGGAGACGACACGAUGCUAUGAGGCGCCCGCAGUUCGCCGGUACCUUGACAGCUUGCAUCAGACAGACAAUACUGUCCGCGAGCAGGCUCAAGCGUUUGUGACGAGUCUGGCCAGCGUCUACCCAAAGGAGAUGAUUGACUCCUUGCUGGUGCUUUGCUCAGUAUCGCACGAUGGUGACGUUGCCCGAGAUGCCUUGGCAACGCUGGCAACACUUCUGUCUGAUCCGGAUACAGCUGAAGCAGCGAUCGCCUGCGAUGCGUAUCUACCUUUCUUAUGUCUCGCCGGUCGGCCGGACGAGAGUAUUCAGCUUCUUUGUGCACGCCUCCUCGUGAAACUGAUUUCAACUAAAGAUGUUUUUCUCAAAUAUGAAGAUCUCGAGCCCGCCUCAGUUCUACUCUACUUGUGUGACUCCAAGAGCCAUGCCGUCCAAGAAUGCGCAUUCAAUGGGAUCUGGGUUGCUAUGGAAAUGGCUCGCCGUAAUCCGGAAAACCUUGCUAUACCUGUGUUGCGUUCUUGCCGCGAGGACGUACCUGGAGAUAGCGUUCAUCAUUCUUACCGGUCCUCAGUAGCACAAGCAGACGCGGCAUUUGCCAAGCACCGGGCAGCUGAUGCAGCAACGAAGGAAUACUUCGGCCUGGAAUGCCUUUGUGCCCUCCUUGUGGAUGCGUCAGCGCCCGUUCAGGGGCGGCUCGCGUAUAAAAUCGAAUCUUUUACAGCAGACACCACCAACUUGAGUCGCAUGAACGAUCUCUGCACCCGCGCGCUUGCUUACAGUUUAGUAGCGCUUGGACAGUCUGUUGUUGAUUCGGUAAAAUCCAGGGUCGUGACGGCUUUCAUGCAGCUCGUGUCCCUCGAUCGCCAGUCGCGAGCAGCAGCGUUUCAAGAGUCUCUCGCUGGAAGAGGUACUUCGGAUCAGCCGCUGGUGUCUGCCUUAACCAGUCGCGAGCCGACUGCGAGAAAAACGGUCCAGCCCGAAUAUCGCUUCACCCAGGCUCGUCUCGCUCUUGACCAUUUUCUGGCAGAUAAUUAUACGCAGUGCCUAUGUGGAAUCCUCCUAGACGCAUCUGCAAGUCCGCUUCUGAAACAGCAGUGCUUGUCCGCGAUUCGCCAGAGUCUGAGUGACCCUUUGGUUUGCCAGUACCUAGGGAAAACAGACUUCAUGUCGCGUCUCUUCUCGGAAGAGAUCGCGACAUCGGCCGGAGACCCGACGGACUUUUACUUCAUGUACUGCCAUAUUCUUAGCCAUCCAGUCACGCUGGGGCAUAUCUCCAACUACAUGGGAAUCCUGGAAAACAUUCUCAGAGACGUAAAGGCCUACCCUUCGCUAGCGCUUCCCCUUGCAAAGCUCCUGGAUGCGGCGUGCUUUCUUCCUCACAUUCAAGGGUACGUUUCGGAAGAACACUUCUAA
Besnoitia besnoiti is the source of this 2076-nucleotide messenger RNA. RefSeq lists its product as uncharacterized. The transcript has 4 exons. NCBI's taxonomy places the organism in Eukaryota, Apicomplexa, Conoidasida, Eucoccidiorida, Sarcocystidae. The record is from RefSeq and is a predicted model, not a curated record. The coding region runs from base 1 to 2076 and encodes 691 amino acids.